This is a messenger RNA of Drosophila obscura, 1717 nucleotides long. RefSeq lists its product as uncharacterized. Bases 83 to 1717 code for a protein of 544 amino acids. The transcript is spliced from 2 exons. The record is from RefSeq and is a predicted model, not a curated record. NCBI's taxonomy places the organism in Eukaryota, Metazoa, Arthropoda, Insecta, Diptera, Drosophilidae.
CUAGUUAGCAUUUCCCUUUCUAUUUGUAUCGUUUGAUUUGAGGCUGGGCAAUAUUUCAUUCUUACACUGAUUUCGGACCGGCAUGGAAGUUUUCGAGGGACGUUCUUCCCGGCAGUCGGCAGGCUGCCAUAGGAACAAUACAACCAGUGGCCAGGGCCAUUGCCAUGGUCAUGGCAAUGCCAAUUGCAAUUCCCAUCCACGUUCGGACGAAGUCACGCAACUGGGGACAGCUUUGACCAUGGCAGCAGCCCGAUCUGCUGCGCCCUAUCCGGCACCUGCUUCACAUCCACCCGCUGGCCAGCCAAUGAGGAAUUUUCUGCCUCGCGUCGCAGGACUCAGCCGCCGAGGUCAGGCCCCCCCACCAAAGGUGAAGCAAUUGAAGACGCCACUGGCUCGGCCAGUGCCCAACAAGAAGGCGUCGCCUCAUCCUCAGGAAUCGCCGAGUCUGGCGGUGCUGGGCAGCGCCAAUCCCAGCACCAGUGACAGUGGGGAGACCGGCGAACUGGUCGCUCAGAUCGGUCUGGCACAUGGCCAGCGCAGGGGAGAGGUGCACCACUCCAGCUUCGCGUACCUGUCGGCGACGGAUGCCAAUGCCGAGGUGCCCCGACGUAGCGACGAUUCCUAUACACACAGAGGAACGAACAGUCGUGCCGAGAGCUGGAGCGAACUAUCCUGGGACCAAGGGGACGUGGAGGCGUUAAACGAUAGCUACCAGCUGCUGAACGAGAUGGUCGCUGGCACUGAGACGGCCAGGCCCAACCGAAAAGAGGCCAGCAAAAAGCAGCUGGGGCCCUCGGUGUCCUCCGCUGCUAAAAAUGAGCACAAGAAGAAAACGGCACCGGUAAAUAUACAUCUGAAAAGGAAGAUAGAGACCAAUAUGCAGGCCAUUAUCAAUCCGGUGGACCGCACUGAAGGAGGAGGCCCGCCAACGACACCAGAACCCAAAUCACACAAAAAAUCAUCUAAGCCAACAAUCAAGACCAACGCGAACGCCAAAGCCACCACCGCAACCGCAACCACAACCAACGAUGAGAUGAUGGUGGACUCCAGCGAUACCUCGAGCAGCUACUGCACGCCAUGCGACAGCUUCAGAUCCAUCAGUCCCUCUAUGCAGCCCUGCUACUGUGCCAAUAAGCACAGCAUCUGCGGGACCAAGCGCAAGCAGAACCGGCAGAAAGAUGUGACCGUCAGCCAGGUCGGAUUCCGGCACAUUGAGCACGUGGCGAGCGUAAUGCAGAUGCCUCGCGUCAGCGCCAGGUCGCAGCCUAUCGGCAUUGCCCAUCAGUACUCUAUAGAGAGGCGCAGCUUCAGGGACCGUUUGAAACCGGCAAACUCUGAGCGCAAUGCUGGUUUAGGUGCUGCUUCUCGUGCUGGUCCUGUUGGUGGCGUGUGCCGCUUCUCGAACGCCAACUGGGUGUUGGGCCAGCUGCGUCCUCUGGUGAGCGCAGCACGAGCCAUCAAGGACAGCAGACAGGGACAGCUUGAUUCGUUCCAUAUCGCAGCUCCAGCUGGGAUUGGAAUCGACCGGCAGUCGGGACACGCAAGAACAAUUUUGCCAAUUUUUGGCCUCAUUGCACUCGAAGACAUCGUUGGAAUCGAUGGAAUCGAUAUUGUCCUGCUUGAGCUCCGACGGAACCGCAACGCCGUCGUUGGGGUCCUGCUUGAGCCUCAAUGCCACCGCAACGCCGUCGAUGAAGUCCUGCCUGAGUCCCACUAG